Molecule: messenger RNA, 786 nt
Organism: Conger conger (European conger)
Lineage: Eukaryota; Metazoa; Chordata; Actinopteri; Anguilliformes; Congridae
Product: trace amine-associated receptor 8b-like
Exons: 3
Coding region: 1-786 (261 amino acids)
Biological process (GO): G protein-coupled receptor signaling pathway
Cellular component (GO): membrane
Molecular function (GO): trace-amine receptor activity
Source: RefSeq, a predicted model, not a curated record
AUGAGAAACACUAGCCAACAAGCGUCGCCAACAGGAACUGAUGCGCUCUUGUAUAUGUGUGUAGCAGCAGUUAUUUUUGUGACAGUUUCUGGAAAUCUACUAGUGAUCAUUUCCAUCUGCCACUUCAAGCAGCUCCACACACCAACCAACUUCAUCCUCCUCUCUCUGGCUAUGGCAGACUUUAUGGUUGGGGCAACUGUAAUGCCUUUCUAUUUUAUUGAGUUAGUAGAUCCUUACUGGUGCAUUGGUGGAUUGAAUUGCAUCAUGAAAAGUGUAUCUUCUUUUCUGACUUAUGCAACUUGUGUGUCAAUUUAUAGUGUAGUUUUGAUUGCAGUGGAUCGAUUAUUUGCCAUCAGCAACCCUUUUCUUUAUUCCAGUAAAAUGACAGUGAAGCUAACUAUGAGGGUCAUAUCGAUUAUCUGGUUGUGUGCAUUGCAUGCAAAUAACAUCACAUGUGCCAGAAAACAACAGUCAGAUAGCAAAAAAUUUAAUGCAAUGGCAUCUGAAAGGAAAGCAGCAAAAACUCUAUCAAUUUUUGUAGCCGUUUUCGUACUGUGUUUACUACCCUACUUUAUUAGUGCUGUACUUUAUGAAUAUUUAAGUAAACCUUCUGUGUAUCUUUCACUUGUUCAUUCAGUAAGUAUACUUCAUAUGAAUUCUGCAAUCAACCCGAUAAUUUAUGCCCUAUUCUAUUCAUGGUUUCAAAAGUCUGUUAAACUCAUUUUAACACUUAGGAUAUGUGCUACAGAGUCUUCUCUGAUGAAUGUGCUUGCAAAAGAAACAUAA